Molecule: messenger RNA, 264 nt
Organism: Thlaspi arvense
Lineage: Eukaryota; Viridiplantae; Streptophyta; Magnoliopsida; Brassicales; Brassicaceae
Source: the annotation of a GenBank genome assembly
AUGGAAGCCGACCCAUCUUCAUCUGACUCAGCGAGCUCCCUCGAAGAGGACCAUUGGGUUUGGAUCUUUGGGUGGAGUAGAGUUGGGAGUGGGAUUGAGAGAGAGAAAGAAGUUGGGGCAUUGGAUGUUCUUUGUGUUUUGCGGUUUUGCGUUUACGGGUGGUUUGGAUCAGCUAUUGACAAAGUUGGGUCUGAUCAGGGGGCGAGUGGAAAUAAGACACAGUUCGUCACUUCACUUUUCCUCGAGAAUGGUACUGAAUAUUAA